Molecule: messenger RNA, 1212 nt
Organism: Geodia barretti
Lineage: Eukaryota; Metazoa; Porifera; Demospongiae; Tetractinellida; Geodiidae
Source: the annotation of a GenBank genome assembly
AUGAUCUCCGGCCUGAUAGUAAACGGCGGACACACCGUGGCAGAGAGCGCCGCAGAGUCCGAUCUCUCCGUCAUAGUCACCUGCUCCGUAAAGGACGCCACGGCCAACAGGAUGAUCCACCGGAUAAAGUCGCUGGGCUCGGGGCCGCUGGUGGUGGCAGGCUGCCUCCCCAAGGCGGAGCCCAAGACGGUGGAGAGGUUUGCCCCGGGGGCCAGCAUGAUGGGCCCCGGCUCCAUCGGAAGGACGCUGCAGGUGGUCGAGUCGGCGCUGGGCGGAGUGCGGACCGUUGCCCUGGAGGACACGGACCUCUCAAAGGUUGGGCUGCCCAGGGUCAGGCUGAAUCCCGCGGUCGGGAUAAUAGAGAUCGCCAGCGGAUGCAUGAGCGAGUGCACGUUCUGCCAGACCAAGCUGGCCAAGGGCGGCCUCACAAGCUACCGCGUCGGGGACAUAGUACGGCAGGCAGAAGCGGACGUUGCCGACGGCUGCAAGGAGAUCUGGCUGAGCUCGACUGACAACGGGUGCUACGGCCUUGACAUCGGCUCGGACCUGCCGGAGCUGAUAGACGCGGUGUCCGCGGUGCCCCGCGACUUUAUGGUCCGGGUGGGCAUGAUGAACCCCAUGUACAUGCCAAGGAUAAGGGACGGCCUGCUCUCGUCCUUUGAGAGCGAGAGGGUGUACAGGUUUCUUCACGUCCCGGUCCAGAGCGGCAGCAACCGGGUCCUUGCGGACAUGAGGCGCGGCCACACCGCGGAGACCUUCCGGGAUGUGGCGAAGAGGUUCCGCAGAAAGUUCGGCAGGUUUACCAUAUCCACGGACAUCAUAGUGGGGUUUCCCACCGAGACCACCAGUGACUUUGAGGAGACGGUCCGGCUCCUGGAGGAGACGCGCCCGGACAUCGUCAACCUCUCAAGGUACAGCGCCAGGCCCGGAACCCCGGCAGCGGAGAUGGAGCAGGUGGACGUGGCCGAGGUGAAGAGGAGGAGCAAGCGCAUCUUCGAGCUGUCCUGCCGCAUCUCCCUGGAGCACAACAGGGAAUGGAUAGGAUGGAGCGGGCCCGUGGUCUUUGGCGAGACGGCAGAGGACGGGGUCAGGGGGCGGAACUAUGCGUACAAGCCCGUCUUCGUCGGGGAGCCCACAGAUAUCGGUUCUGUGCAUACGGUCGAGAUCACGUCUGCGACAAACCACAGCCUGGUGGGGACCAUCAAGAGCUAA